Molecule: messenger RNA, 6765 nt
Organism: Strigops habroptila (Kakapo)
Lineage: Eukaryota; Metazoa; Chordata; Aves; Psittaciformes; Psittacidae
Gene: NCOA1
Product: nuclear receptor coactivator 1
Exons: 23
Coding region: 681-5096 (1471 amino acids)
Biological process (GO): cellular response to hormone stimulus; positive regulation of transcription by RNA polymerase II
Cellular component (GO): nucleus
Molecular function (GO): protein dimerization activity; nuclear receptor binding
Source: RefSeq, a predicted model, not a curated record
GCUGCCGCCCGGGUCGGGCCGGGCCGGGCCGAGCCGAGCCGAGCCGAGCCGAGCCGCGGCGCGGCCGGCGGGGAGAAGGAAGAUGGCGGCCGAAACCGACUGAGAGAGGAGGAGGAGGAGGAGAGAUCCGAGCCGGCCCGUGGCGGCCUCCUCCGACACCGCCCCCCUCGUCCUCCGUGCCCAGCUCCGCCCCGUCCCGCCGGGAGGGAGAGCGGCGAGCGAGCCGGAGCCCCGCAGCCGCGCCGCGCUGCCCAGGCAAGGGGCCCCGGGUGCCCGGGAGCCCCGCAGCGGGAACCGGGGCCCCCCAGAAGCGCCCGCUGCCGCUACUGCUCCGGCCACCGCGAUCGCGGCGGGGGCUGCUGCGAGCCGGCAGCCCCCCCGGGGCCGCCCCCGCCGCCUGGCCGGGGGAGUCGCUGUCGCGUUGCCCGUUGAGCUCGGCGGCCUCAGCCCCGGCGGGGGGAGACGGCUGUCACCCAGGCAGCGGCGGCAGGACUCAGUAAUUGAUGCUGGUUCCCUAUCAGAGGAGUUCGUGUGAAGACUGCCCAUGGAAGGUCGAUGCCGGUGUUUGCUGAGGCUCUAGGAUUCUGCUGGUUUGCUGUUUAAUUAACUGAAGAGUCCAGUUUUUCCCAUGAACCAUCUUUCACCUCGGGAAGACAGAGGUGCAAAGUAGGUCAACCAACAUGAGUGGCCUUGGGGACAGUUCAACGGACCCUGCCAACCCUGACUCUCGGAAGAGGAAAGGCUCGCCCUGCGACACAGCCCAGAGCAAUGAAAAGCGGCGACGGGAACAGGAGAACAAAUAUUUAGAGGAGCUGGCAGAGCUGCUGUCUGCAAACAUCGGGGACAUCGACACUCUGAGUGUCAAACCUGACAAAUGCAAGAUCCUAAAGAAGACGGUUGAUCAGAUCCAGCAGAUGAAGAGAUUGGAGCAAGAGAAGGCAGCUGAUGAUGAAGUCCAGAAGUCUGACAUCUCAUCCAGUAGCCAAGGGGUGAUUGAGAAGGAAUCUCUGGGACCUCUUCUUCUGGAGGCCUUGGAUGGCUUCUUCUUUGUUGUGAACCGCGAAGGGAGGAUCGUCUUCGUCUCUGAGAACGUGACCAGCUACCUGGGUUAUAACCAGGAGGAGCUUAUGAACACCAGUGUCUACAGCAUCCUGCACGUGGGGGAUCACGCUGAGUUCGUCAAGAACUUGUUGCCAAAGUCUCUAGUAAAUGGAGUUCCUUGGCCUCAAGAAACAACCAGGCGCAGCAGCCAUACCUUCAGCUGCAGGAUGCUGGUCCGGCCACCCGACGACACGGGUGUGGAGAACCAGGAGGCUCGUCAGCGCUACGAGGUGAUGCAGUGCUUCACUGUCUCCCAGCCCAAGUCCUUCAAGGAGGAAGGAGAAGAUUUCCAGUCAUGUCUGAUAUGCAUCGCCAGACGGUUACCUCGACCGGCAGCUGUCGCCCCUUCCGAAUCCUUUGUGACCAAGCAGGACACCACAGGUAAAAUCAUCUCCAUUGACACCAGUUCCCUGAGAGCUGCCGGCAGGACAGGCUGGGAAGAUUUGGUGCGGAAAUGCAUCUAUGCUUUUUUCCAGCCGCAGGGCAGGGAGCCAUCUUACGCCAAACAGCUCUUUCAAGAAGUGAUAACACGUGGCACAGCCUUCAGCCCCUCAUACCGAUUCACCCUGAGCGACGGGACGGUGCUUAGUGCCCACACCAAGUGUAAGCUCUGCUACCCCUCCAGCCCAGAGAUGCAGCCCUUCAUCAUGGGCAUCCACGUCAUUGACAGGGAUCAUGGCAUGCUCUCACCCCAGGAGAACACUAACUCGGCAAUGUCCCUUCCCCGGGUCAGCCCCUCGCUGAACCCCAGCAUCUCCCCGGGGCAAGGCAUGGCCCUGCCGCCUUCCAUCCCUCCUUCCAACGGCAGCAUGUUGGCCACCAACGUGAACCAGCAGCCAGGCGCCAGCCUCCACAACAGCAACUCCAGCACCAGCCAAACCAGCUUUGGAUGCUCACCUGGGAACCAGAUAGGAGCCAACGUUGCCUUAAGCCAGGGACAAGCCGGUCCCCAGAACAGUAACCACACACUGAACCUCAAUAGCUCCCCCAUGAACAGUCCAGGGAUUACCCCACCACAGUUCAUGUCUCCGAGGCAUCGGGUCAGCCCAGGGCUGGUGCCCAGGCCCAGGGUUCCCAGCAAUCCCUUCUCACCCACCAUGCCCACCAUGCACUCUCCCGUGGGCAUGGCCAACAGUGGCAGUGGGGGCAGCUGUGGGACCGGUGGCAACAGACCCUUUCCCAGUGCCCCCAUAAACUCUAUGCAGGGGCUGACCGAAGGUCCCAGCACACCAGUGGGCUACUCCACACCACCCCCCGUGCUAAGACAGCUCAGCUCCCAGAGCUCACCCGGCCGCCUUGCCAUGCAACCCAUGAAAGCAGAGUCAAAGGACAGCAAAGAGAUUGCCUCCAUCCUGAGCGAGAUGAUCCAGUCUGAUGGUGGUUCAGGGGAUGGCAAACCGCUGGACUCAGGCAUGCUGCACACAGGUGACAGGCUCUCAGAGGGGGACAGCAAGUGCCCCCAAGCCACCAGCCAUAAGCUGGUCCAGCUCCUGGCCACCACGGCAGAGCAGCAGCUUCGACAUGCCGAUGCGGACACGAGCUGCAAAGAUUCGUUAGUGUGUGCAGGCACCGGGGCGGCCUUGGCCUCCAGCAACCCUCCCAGCAGCACCUGCCCUUCCUCCCACAGCUCGCUGACCGAGCGGCACAAGAUUUUGCAUAGACUCCUUCAGGAGGGCAGCCCUUCCGAUCUUACCAGCCUGGCCAUGGAGCACGAGAAGAAGGAGAACACCUCGAACCCCACCACCACCCCCACGACUCAGAGCCAGCUGCCAGGCAACCCAGACAUCAAACUGGAGCCAGACACGCUGAAGAAAAAAGAUGUCAAGGAUCACCAGCUCCUGCGCUAUCUGCUGGACAAGGAUGAGAAGGAGCUUGCUGCGGCCCCGGCUCUGAGCCUAGAUGAUGUGAAGGUGAAGGUGGAGAAGACGGAGCAGAUGGAACCCUGUAACACGGCCCCGGUGCCACUUGCCAAACCUCCUGCCGCAGAGGAGGUCAAGCUGGAGACGCAGGGCCAGUUCGCUGCCGAGCUGGAGCAGCUGGACCAGCUCCUGCCCUCGCUGGAGAAGGCAGCUCAGCUGCCCGGCUUGUGCGGACCAGAGAGGAACGAGAGCAGUGUGGCCGGUGUCGCUGUCAAACCGGAGAUGCUGGCAGCUCCCCUACAGCCCAGCACCGCUGCCAGAGCCCCCGCGGGACUCAACACAAUGAACAGUGGGCAGAGCGUGCAGCCUGGUCGGACCCCGUUUGAGUUCUGCGACCCCAUGGAGCCAGCGCAGAUGAGGCCGGUUCCUUGUCCUGCGAGCAAUGGCAGCAGCCCACACGCCCGUGGGCCAGCCCAGCAGGGCAGGGGCACGGUGACUGCACCAAACCCCUUCCCACCCGACACAGGAAUGCCUGAGCUGGAGAUCGGAGUGCCGGAUCACCAGUUUGGACAGCCAGGAAUGGGGGAGCAGAUGCCCUGGACGGAUAACAGCAUGGCAGCCAUGAAUCGAGCCGCACUCAAUAAACCUGAAGACCAGUGCAUCACCUCGCAGCUGGACGAGCUCCUAUGUCCUCCCACCACACCGGAGGGGCGGAAUGAUGAGAAAGCCCUGCUCGAGCAGCUCGUCUCCUUCCUCAGCGGCAAGGACGAGACAGAGCUGGCUGAGCUGGAUCGAGCUCUGGGGAUCGACAAACUGGUCCAGGGCGGUGGGCUGGAAGCCCUGACGGAGCGGUUCCAGCCCCAACAAGCCACCCCACCACUCAUGAUGGAGCAGAAACCUGGCAUGUACCCCCAGCCUUACUCCUCCGCCUCUCCCACCACCAACCUCCCCGGCGCCUUCCCCGGCAUGGUGAGGCAGAAGCCAUCCUUUGGACCCAUGCCGGUGCAGGUACCACCGCCCCGCGGCGCCUUCCCCACCAACAUGGCCAUGCAGCCCCGGCAGACGCUCAACAGACCCCCGACGGCCCCCAACCAGCUGCGACUUCAGCUGCAGCAGCGGCUGCAGGGGCAGCAGCAGCUGAUCCAUCAAAACCGGCAGGCGAUCCUCAACCAGUUUGCAGCCAAUUCCCCUGUGGGCAUCAACAUGCGGGCAGGGAUGCAGCAGCAGAUGACACCGCAGCCUCCCCUCAAUGCGCAGAUGCUGGCCCAGCGGCAGCGCGAGCUCUACAGCCAGCAGCACCGGCAGCGGCAGCUCAUGCAGCAGCGAGCCAUCCUGAUGAGACAGCAAAGCUUCGGAAACAACCUCCCGCCCUCCGCCGGGCUCCCAGUACAGAUCGGAGCCGCUCGCUUGCCCCAGGCACCCCCACAGCAGUUCCCUUACCCCCCAAACUACGGUACAACCCCGGGAAACCCUCCCACCUCCACCAGCCCCUUCUCGCCGCUAGCAUCCAACCCCGAGGCCGCCGCGCUGGCUAACCGCAGCAGCAUGGUGAACAGGGGGAUGAUGGGCGGCGUCGGAGGGCAGUUCGGCGCCGGGAUGACCCCCCAGAUGCAGCAGAACAUCUUCCAGUAUUCAGGAUCGGGCAUGGGUCAGCAAAGUGAACCCGCCUUUGCUCCAUCACUCAGCCCCAGCAGCCCCCUGAUGUCACCCCAGCUCCCUCCUUCGCAAAGCCCCAUGCUGCAGCCGGCUCCGCCAACACCAGGCUACCAGUCGCCUGACAUGAAGACCUGGCAGCAAGGAGCCAUGGGGAAUAGCAACGUAUUCAGCCAAGCGGGGCAGAGCCAGCCGGCGCCUGCUCAGCAGGGCAUGUACAACAACAUGAGCAUCACUGUCUCCAUGGCCGGAGGAAACACCAACGUCCAGAACAUGAACCCCAUGGCUGGACAGAUGCAGAUGAACUCACUGCAGAUGCCUGGGAUGAACUCCAUGUGCUCGGAACAGGUAAAUGACCCGGCGCUGAGACCCGCGGGCCUUUACUGCAACCAGCUUUCCUCCACUGACCUUUUGAAAACAGAAGCAGAUGGGGCGCAGGACAAGAAGACAGAAGAGUUCUUCUCUGGGGUGGCUCCAGACUAGAGGAAGUCUCUAGUACAACAGGUUCAGGUCUUUGCCGACGUACAGUGUACAGUGAAUCUGGUAGGAGAUCCCUACCUCAACCCGCCGGCUUCCUUGGGCACCCCGAAGAACGCCGCCGGGCCGCCGCCGCCACCGGGCCAGCAGAAGAGCCUUCUUCAGCAGCUACUGACUGAAUAACCGCUUUUCGAGGAAUGUGAAAUUUAAAUAAGAAGACGUACAGAGAUAUAUAAAUAUAUAUAUUAUAUAUUUUUCUGAGAUUUUUGAUAUCUCAACCCGCAGCCAUUCUUCAGCUCGUAGUGUUUGGAGCAAAAAGGGGGGGGGAUGUUUCACUGAGGGGGGUGGGGGAUUUCCCCCAUCUUUUUCUUUUUCUCUUCCCCUUUUUUUCCCCUUUCCUCCCCUUUUUUCCUCCUUCUUCCCCUUUUCCUCUCCCUCUUCCCUUUUUUCCUCCUCUUCUGCUUUUCCCUCUCUUCUCCUUUUCCCCCCUCCUUCCUCUUCCCCCCCCCUUCUAUUUUCCCCUUUAUAUUCCCCUCCCCUUUUUUUUUUUUCCCCCACCUUUUUUUUUUCUCUUUUUAUUUUACAAAGCGUUGGAUGUCGGCGAAGCGACGAGGCGGGACGGUCGGUUUCUCGAGCCAAAAUUACAGAUGAUUCUUAUUUUUGUAAUCAUUUUGCUGGCUUCUUAAUCCGGAGGAAGGUUUCUCGGGGAGGCGGGGAGGGGGAGAAGGCAGCUGGAGGACUGUGGCGGCGGCAGGAGGAGGAGGAGGAGGAAGAGCAAUCUCAGUUUCAGCUGGAUCUGUCACUGAUCACGUCUCGGCGCGGGGCACGGAAGGGGAUCGGCGCUGGACUUGUGCGGGGAAAAGUCGUUUUUGUUAUUCAUGCUUCAACAAAAGCCCUUCUCUCCCCUCCGCCCCAGCCCGCUUGUGCGUACAAUCAGCUUUUUCUAGCAAUCGUGAGUUUGUCGGUUUUAAAGAAAAAAAAGAAACAAAAAAAAAAAAAAAAAAACCCAAACAAAAAAGACAAAACCCAGAGUAUUUUGACCCACCGUUUUUUUCCAUGUUUUAUGCUGGUUUCAGGCCUCCGAGCGAAACGGGGUGGGAGGGGGGGGCUAUAAUGUGUAUAUUGCAACAGGAGGAGGAAAAAAAAAAACCACAACAAAAGACAAAGAAAAAAAAACAAAAAACAAAAAAAAAGGACAAGAACAGAACAGUUUGGGGAAAAAACUGCAAUAAUUUUUAGGGGGAAGGAUGGGGGGAGGGGUCUGUCAAUUAUUGUAGAUAAAAUUUUCUGAUUAAAUAUUAAAUAAAAUUAAGCAGUCGGUUGUUUCUGCUUUGAUUGUGUUUAACAGCUGAGGUAGCUUAAACUAUUUAAAAGAAUAAUAAUAAAAUAAUAAUAAUAAUUGAAUUCUCUGCUGGGAGACAGCUUAUUUUUUUUCCCCCUCAAGCCUGUCACUGUAAAUAGCUCUGAGCUCUGUAUAAAUUUGGUUUCUUCUCUUUUAGUCGGGGUCGCUUUUAAUAUUUACUGCUGACUUUUAUUGGAGGGUGGCUACGGAGGGGUUUUCCCCCCCUCCCCCAAAAAAUUGCGCUGGUGUGUGGAAAAAUGUGUGGCUUUAUUGACUGACAUUUGCAAGAGUUAUAAGAAAAGAAACAAACAAAACAAAGAACCAGAGUUUCCA